ACUAAAUCCCACUAAUAACCACCAUAUAUAACCACUACUAAGUCACAGUGUAUCACAUUUCAGUAAGUUCUACAGUAUACUUCAGUCCACUCCAUAAUUUAGUGAAUAUUUGAACUAAGUAACUCAGUAACUAAAUCCUUACUCAGUAAAGAACACUCAGUACAGAACACACUACACAAAUCUCACCACUACCACUAAAUACACACAGUAACACACUACACAUUACACACGACAAAUAACUAACCACAGAUGAACUUACAGGAUAGCUGUACGCCUAUAAAUCCGGCCCUAACCAGUCAGCACGACUUGGAACCUUCAGCAUCAUUAUCAUCCUCCUCAUCCAUGCUCCGUAAUCUGACCUACGAUCUGAUUCUUACUACGGCUUCUACUACCACUUCUACUACCACUUCCACCACCACUGGAGCUCUACCUCAUAAGCAAACCGAGCAUAAUAUCACCGAACCUGACUUAUCCAAUACUCAUUCAUCUAUAGUCACUCGACUUUCAACUCCUCCACCUCCUGUAUACCAUUUAUCUACUCCCAAUAUAACGUCUUCUACUACAUCCAAACCUCAUGAAAAUGAAUCAGUAGUAACUCCAUUCCUUGUUAAACAUAUUAGUGAUCAAUCAGCUAUUCCUAAUGAUAAUUUCCAUAAGUAUUGUUAUCGUCAUAAUCCAGAAAUUACCUGUAAUAAACAUACAGAUGAAGCUAAAAUGAAAAAGAUUCAAUCUUCAUUGGAAAAACUUCCAAGUCGAGAUCAAGAAGCUAUAUCUCAUGUAUGGUCAAUCUUUAGUGCUGCACCAUCUCAACAUCGUCAGUUGAUUCUUCAAGGACUCUUAUCUCAAUGUUGUUUCCCUCAAUUAUCAUUCAUAUCUCAAGAAGUUUCUACUUUAAUUCGUAUUGAUUUUAUUUCAACUUUACCAGUAGAAAUUUCUCUUAAGAUAUUAUGUUAUCUUGAUUGUCGAUCACUUUGUAAUGCUGCACAAGUUCUGAAGAAAUGGAAAAGUUUAGCUGAUGAUGAUCGAGUUUGGCAUCAUAUGUGUGAACAACAUAUUGAUAGAAAGUGUCCAAAUUGUGGAUGGGGGUUACCAUUAAUGCAUAUGAAACGAGCACGAGAAAUGACUGAAGAAGAUAUUAAACCCAUUAAAAGAAGAGCUUCUAUAACUCAAGAUGAUGGAAAUACUUCAACUGAUGAUAGUACUCCUAAUCCAGUUAAAAGACCUAAAUUAGGUAAUGAAACUAUUGAAGAAUCUAAUUCUCUGGCAAUAGUUGUAUCACCUCCAAAACCAAUAAAAAAACGGCCUUGGAAAUCAGUUUAUUCUGAAAGAUAUAAACUUGAAAAAAAUUGGAGAAAUGGUACUUUUACAAUUAAGAAAUUUUUAGGUCAUAGUGAUGGAGUUACAUGUCUUCAAUUUAAUCGAAAAUAUUUAAUGACAGGAUCUUAUGAUACUACCAUUAAGAUUUGGAAGAUUGAUACUGGAGAAUGUCUUAAAACUCUUGAAGGUCAUACUAAGGGAGUUAGAUCUCUUGUAUUUGAUAGUCAAAAACUUAUAACUGGUGGAUUAGAUUCUACUAUUAAAGUAUGGAAUUAUCAUACUGGUCAAUGUAUUGCAACUUAUAGAGGUCAUGAAGAUUCAGUAGUUUCUGUUGAUUUUUCUGGUAAAUCAAUUGUAUCUGGAUCAGCUGAUCAUACUGUUAAAGUAUGGCAUGUAGAUUCAAGAACUUGUUAUACAUUAAGAGGUCAUACUGAUUGGGUUAAUUGUGUAAAGAUCCAUGCCCCUUCCAAUACAAUUUUUAGUGCUUCUGAUGAUACUACAAUUCGGAUGUGGGAUCUUCAGAAUAAUCAAUGUUUAAGAAUCUUUGGAGGGGCCGGAAAUAAUGGACAUAUUGGUCAGGUGCAAACGGUUAUUCCGUUUACCUAUAAGGAGGACUUGAUAGAAGAUGAGAGCGAGAGUGAGAAUGAAGGUGAUAAUGGAAAUAGAAAUGGAAAUGGCAAUGGCACUACCAAUACUCAUAGUCGUCCACUGACUGCUCCGGCUGCACGUGCUUUCGAUAAUGUAGAAGCCGGAGAUGUAGUUAAUGCCGAUGAGUCUAGUCAUGAAUUAUUAUGGGAUGCUAAUUACCCUACGCAUUUACUCACUUCAUCACUUGAUAAUACCAUAAAAUUAUGGGAUGUUAAAACCGGGAAAUGUAUCCGAACUCAAUUCGGACAUAUUGAAGGAGUAUGGUCUAUUGCGGCUGAUACUUUCCGAAUUAUUUCCGGAGCUCAUGAUAGUCUUAUUAAAGUAUGGGAUCUUCAGAAUGGGAAAUGUUUACAUACAUUUGGUAACACUUCUAGUGUAAGUUGUGUAGGGUUGAGUGACUCUCGAUUUGCUGCUGGAUUAGACAGUGGAGCCGUAAAGAUGUAUUGUUUUGAUUAGGUUAUUUAAUAUAUGUAAAUUAGAGAGAGAGUUUGAUAA
Molecule: messenger RNA, 2460 nt
Organism: Scheffersomyces amazonensis
Lineage: Eukaryota; Fungi; Ascomycota; Pichiomycetes; Serinales; Debaryomycetaceae
Product: ubiquitin-binding SDF ubiquitin ligase complex subunit
Exons: 1
Coding region: 250-2421 (723 amino acids)
Molecular function (GO): protein binding
Source: RefSeq, a predicted model, not a curated record